AUGAACGGCUCAACCAACCACCGGGGCGCCUCUGCGUCGUCCAUCCCCGGCUUUCCAAGAACGCCGUCCUCGUCGACGGCUGCUGCUGCGCAGCCGCUGGUCUUCUCCAACAUGCCUCGCUGCUGGGGCUGGGACGCGCACCACCGUCUUCACGUGCACGGUGCACCCACGAACACCUCGGGCUCUGGCGGCUCCUCCUACCCGGUGGUCGGUGGUGGCAGCAGCGUUGGCCCGAGGCGUGUAUCGCAGGGCUUCAACGUCGUCGGAAUUAGGCGAGCUGGAUGGGUUCGCGGAGGAGGAGGUGUAUGCCGCUACGUCGAGUCGGAAGAGCACGGCGAGGCUGAUCACGAUGACGUUGGCAUCAGCGGCUUGGCUGGCGAUUGUGUGCUUAUGAGGGCCUCUGAUGCAUCAAAGCCACCUUAUGUGGCAAGAGUUGAGGCAAUUGAAGCAGCAGGAUCUCGAGGCACCAAUGUGAGAGUACGAGUGCGGUGGUAUUAUCGACCAGAGGAGUCCAUAGGUGGCCGGCGGCCGUUUCAUGGUUCCAAGGAGGUUUUCCUCUCUGACCACUAUGAUGUACAAAGUGCUGACACCAUUGAGGGGAAAUGCAAUGUCCACAGCUUCCGUAGCUAUACAAAGCUUGAUUCUGUUAAUGCUGAGGAUUUCUUCUGCCGCUUUGAGUAUAAAUCAGCUACUGGCAGCUUCGUACCAGAUCGCAUAGCAGUGUUUUGCAAGUGUGAGAUGCCAUACAAUCCAGAUGAUCUUAUGAUCCAGUGUGAGGAAUGUUCUGACUGGUUUCACCCUGCUUGCAUUGGGAUGACAAUCAAAGAAGCAAAGAAACUUGAACAUUUUUUCUGCCAGACCUGUACAGCUGAAAAUGGGAAGAUGGUUGAGAAUUCACAUGAAGCUACAGCGCAAUCAGAAGAAAAGCCGGUGGAGUCAAAAAGGCGGCGAAGCAUCGGCAGUCGGACUAUUGGAGUAUGUGUAGAGUUGUAUGGCAUCGUAAUGCCAGCACAGGUGAUCAAGUUUCCUCUGGGCAUUAGGACUCCUGCAUAUGAUCGAUCCAGCAACAAUAAUACUUCCAUGCAGCUGCAGCUGGACCUGGCUAGUCAGUCACUAAACUGUUGCAUGAAAUUGGACACCCACCCUGGCCCCUUGGCUUUGGUUGCAUAUUUGCGUCAGUCAGCAUGUGUUUAA
Miscanthus lutarioriparius is the source of this 1194-nucleotide messenger RNA. The record is from the annotation of a GenBank genome assembly. NCBI's taxonomy places the organism in Eukaryota, Viridiplantae, Streptophyta, Magnoliopsida, Poales, Poaceae.